This is a messenger RNA of Tachysurus fulvidraco (yellow catfish), 492 nucleotides long. Its product is annotated as integrin alpha-D-like. The record is from RefSeq and is a predicted model, not a curated record. The coding region runs from base 73 to 477 and encodes 134 amino acids. NCBI's taxonomy places the organism in Eukaryota, Metazoa, Chordata, Actinopteri, Siluriformes, Bagridae. The transcript has 4 exons.
UUUAACCCUCAUUUAUUUUUAACUCUGCGUGUAAUGGUUGGGUGGUCUCAUCAUUCCGUUUUUCAAUAAAAGAUGGGGAAAUUAAGAUUGUUAAACAAUCAUCAGCUCAGUUUGUGGCAUCUCUACAAUUCUCUGAUCCUGAUUGUUUCUUCUGUUGUUGGAUUUAACCUCAACACUGAACAGCCCACGAUCUUUAAAGCUCUAUCCAACACUUCAGCAUUUGGUUACCGUGUUUGUCACUUUGGAUCUGGAAGUGUGUUAGUCACAGAUCCUCUCUAUAACAAUGGCACCGGUACUGUAUACAGGUGUGUGUAUAAGGAUGGUCAAUGUGUUCAGCUCCCCACUGAAGUUCAGUCUAAUGGAGCAUUCGGUCUUUCGCUUGCUUGCACUGAGGAUCGUGCCAUGGUGAGUUUCCUAAUGUUUCCUGUAAACACCGGAUGUAAGUGUGUGUGGUUGAUUGGAAAAUGUUUAACUUAAGGCUACUGUUAUAUA